CUUUGACUUCCCUCUGCCCAGCCCUCUGAAGGUGUUUGAGAUGUUGGUGGUUCCAGAGCAGGAGUACCCCAUGGUGUGUGUAGCCAUCAGCCAGGCCACGGAGCCAGGCCAAGUUGUCCGCUUUGAGACCAUCAACCUCAACUCCUGCUCCUCCUGGUUCACUGAGAUGGGAUCAAGUAAGGAACAAACACACACACACAGAGACAGAGACAGAGACAGAGACAGAGAGAGAGAGAGGGGGAGAGAGACAGAGAGAGGGAGAGAGAGAGAGAGAGAGAGAGAGAGAGAGAGAGACUCCUACUUGUUCACUGAGAUGGGAUCAAUAGGCACCAAACGGAAGAGAACUGAAACUUGGAAGGACUAUCUAGACUACCUGAAAUGCUCAUUUUCUGUUGCAAAACAUGUCGUUUUAAAACGGUGAACACAACCCUAGAUUCAUACAGUAUGUACACAUUGAAACACCCCCUACCAUUUUGAUCUCUUCCUGGUUUCCAGUAGGGAUGUCUUUAUGCUAACCAUUAUUUUCUAUAUGUCAUCCCUUAGCUGGACAAGCAGUGGACGCAGUCCAUGUGACCCAGCUGGAGAGAGACACAGUGCUAGUGUGCUUGGACAGUAAGUAUGACCUCUGACCCCACAGAGAUGAUGACCUCCUGCACUUUGGUUGCGUCCCAAAUGUCACCCUAUUCCCUAUGUAGUGCACUACUUUUGACCAGGGUCCAUAGAUGCAAGGCCCAUAGGGCUCUGGUCAAAAGUAGUGCACUAUAUAGGGAAUAGGGUGCUACUUGGGACGCCCCUUCAGUCUAACUAGUCCUGCACUGCACUGAGAAAGUAGAAAAGCUAUUCAUCGUUUGCCCUACACUCAUUUACAUUUUAUUUAACCAGGAAAAGACCUUUGAGGUUAGAAACCUAUUUUUUCGAGGGGCACCUGGCAAGAGGUCAGCAGGAAGUUGUCUGCGUGUUCACACAACGCAAUACAAUACAAUACAAUACAAUACAAUACAAUACAAUACAACGCAAUACAACGCAAUACAAUACAAUACAACGCAACGCAACGCAACGCAACGCAACGCAACGCAACGCAACGCAACGCAACGCAACGCAACGCAACGCAACGCAACGCAACGCAACACAAUACAAUACAAUACAAUACAACACAAUACAAUACUUUUAAAAAUGUCAGCCUUUGCCCAACCCCUUCAAAUUAAAAUGCAUUCAAGUGAGAAGUUGUGGGUGGGGGGUAUUGCUCAUAAAUAUUCAUUGUGGGGGGGGGUAAACCUAGUUGGACCUGAUCCCAACACUUUCUCACUAAAGCAUACUUACUAGAUGUCCACUGGCACACUGAUAAUAAAAUGAUGUGCAUCGCGAGCAAAGACUGCUCUGGACAGUUGGCUCACAGUGGUAAGGCUCUGGACAGUUGGCUCACAGGGUAAGGCUCUGGACAGUUGGCUCACAGUGGUAAGGCUCUGGACAGUUGGCUCACAGUGGUAAGGCUCUGGACAGUUGCUCACAGUGGUAAGGCUCGACAGUUUGGCUCACAGUGGUAGGCUCUGGACAGUUGGCUCACAGUGGUAAUGGGUCUGGACAUUGCUCACAUGGUAAGGCUCUGGACAGUUGGCUCACAGUGCUAAGGCUCUGGACAGUUGGCUCACAGUGGUAAGGCUCUGGACAGUUGGCUCACAGUGGUAAGGCUCUGGACAGUUGGCUCACAGUGGUAAGGCUCUGGACAGUUGGCUCACAGUGGUAAGGCUCUGGACAGUUGGCUCACAGUGGUAAGGCUCUGGACAGUUGGCUCACAGUGGUAAGGCUCUGGACAGUUGGCUCACAGUGGUAAGGCUCUGGACAGUUGGCUCACAGUGGUAAGGCUCUGGACAGUUGGCUCACAGUGGUAAGGCUCAAGCCACUUGCGGUGUAAGUUUGAAUCCCCCCCCAUGGGGCGCAAAACAAAUCUUAGAGAUGUGGACUCACAUUUAUUGCGAUAUUGUGUUGGGAAGAAAAGCGCAAUCGUCACCCUUGAAAAUUAAGAUUAGGGGCUCAAUUCAAUCUGACCUGCAUUGCAGUAUUUACGCAGGAGCUCUUUUUCAAAUGGUCAAAUUAACUCACAGAUUGGUCUUGGGUACUGUAUAAAAACCUGACAUGUUUCAAUUGACAUGUUUCACUAUAACUAAGCCUGAAACAUCUGGUUUUCACAUGAAUUAAUUUUUUUCAUAAAAGUUACUCUAAAACAGUCACGAUGGUCAACAACAUUCUCCUCUAUCAGAGCUUUAAACUCAGACAGCGAUACCCGGUUUUUCUCCGGUUUUUUAAAGUAUUUUGCAGCUCAUUCUGAGACCAAGGAGCGUUUUAUAAAUUAGCACAGUUAUCUUUGACCCCAUUUCAGGAACCGCGAAAGAUCGCAGCAGCUGAGAACGGACCCUAAGUUUGUGAUGACCUUGCAAGUGAGGAUGUAUAAACGCCUGCUUUUAUCUCCGGCCCACUAUUCUAAAGCCUUUUAUCUCCGGCCCACUAUUCUAAAGCCUUUUAUCUCCGGCCCACUAUUCUAAAGCCUUUUAUCUCCGGCCCACUAUUCUAAAGCCUUUUAUCUCCGGCCCACUAUUCUAAAGCGUUUUAUCUCCGGCCCACUAUUCUAAAGAGUUUUAUCUCCGGCCCACUAUUCUAAAGCGUUUUAUCUCCGGCCCACUAUUCUAAAGCCUUUUAUCUCCGGCCCACUAUUCUAAAGCCUUUUAUCUCCGGCCCACUAUUCUAAAGCCUUUUAUCUCCGGCCCACUAUUCUAAAGCGUUUUAUCUCCGGCCCACUAUUCUAAAGCCUUUUAUCUCCGGCCCCACUAUUCUAAAGCUUUUAUCUCCGGCCCACUAUUCUAAAGCAUUUUAUCUCCGGCCCACUAUUCUAAAGCGUUUUAUCUCCGGCCCACUAUUCUAAAGCGUUUUAUCUCCGGCCCACUAUUCUAAAGCGUUAUUGCUCUUUUUCCUUGUAGAGAAUCUGAAGAUCGUGAACCUCCAGGGAAGAUUAAAGUCCAACAAAAAGCUAGCCUCGGAACUCAGCUUUGACUUCGCCGUUGGAUCCGUUGGUACGAUGAGCUCUUUAAUAUUAUUCAACCCCCCCACUACUCGACCUUCAGUGUUAUAACGUAGUUAUGGUUUCCCUGUAUUCGUAUCCUGUUAGCCUUUCUUCAACCACCAGGCAUCCCUUUUUUGUUCAUGUCAACCAUGGACCAUUGUAUAUUCAUGUGUUCGAUGAUAUCCUCCCUGUCUUUAACAUUCCCUCUCCUCCAGUGAAGGCGUUAUACUUUGUGUAAUAACUGUGUGUAAAUAACGAGGUGUAUGAUAACUGCCCUCCUGCUUCAGUGUGCCUUCAGGAUAGUGUUCUGGCCUUCUGGAGGCACGGCAUGCAGGGAAAGAGCUUCAAGUCCAACGAGGUAGGUGUUACU
Coregonus sp. 'balchen' is the source of this 3425-nucleotide messenger RNA. Lineage: Eukaryota; Metazoa; Chordata; Actinopteri; Salmoniformes; Salmonidae. The record is from the annotation of a GenBank genome assembly.